GAAUUCAAGAUGGUGGCGUGAACCAGGACAUUGUGUUGAGACAGCUGAAAACAAAUGAGUUUCAACUUUCUCACUGGCUAUAUUUGUGUCCAACAACAAAGCAGCAUGUUAGGUUAUCUAACUGAGGAUCGAUCAUAGUACAGAUAGUAGAUAUAUAUCGUCUGGUAACACCGAGAUUCACUUCUAUGCCAGGUUGUGAAGAAGUAGGAAGUUCUGAUUGAAUCUGUCAACAAUGACAAGGACAUUGACAACACUCCAGAUCCGGGGAUACCUCGCUGUUGGUGCGCUGCUCUGUGCUGGGCUGGGGACAACUCACGCCAGCAAGCAUGCGUGCUCCAAGGAGGUGGUGACAGAGCCGAGCGGGGAGAUACGGAGCACGAGGAUGCUGGUGUACCCGAGCGUGUACUGUAAAUACUGGUUCAUACAGGCCCCAGAGAACGCCACCAUCACUAUCAGCUUCGAAUCCUUGAACAUCGACAGCAGCCCAGAUGACAGCUGUAGUAAAAACUUUGUAGAGAUAGGCCCAGUGUCACAGACGAGGUAUUGCCGAUCGUCGCAGCUCACCUACAUCGCCACGGGGAAGGGAGGACAUUUGUGUAUCUUCUUCAGCACUCAACAAGUGGAGAACAACAACUUUGCCCUCAAGUAUAUUGUGGGGAAGGUGCCCCAGUAUACGCCGUGCGGUUCGGGUCUAAGGCGAUGCAGCAACACCAAGUGUAUCUUCAAGGACUGGUGGUGUAAUGGACGCAAUGAGUGUGGCGAUAACAGCGACGAGGCCUCCUGUGUCACAACCACGCCUGCCCCGACGUGCUUCCAUCCGUCGAUCGUGUGUCGUGACGUCCACACGGGUCAACAGAUAUGUUUGAGCCGUCAGUACCAGUGUGAUGGGAAGCAAGACUGUCUCACCAGGGUAGACGAGUCCCACUCCCUUUGUCCACGAACAACAACACCCAGCCCCCACUGUCCCGCACCGUCCAUGAUGUGCUAUGACAUUCACACGGGCACCAGAGUCUGUCUCAGUCCACAGUAUCAGUGCAAUGGCCGUAAUGACUGUAUCAAUGGAGCUGAUGAAUCUCCCAGCAUUUGUCAAAGAGUCACCACUGACCACCCUGUGUGCUCGCCGCCGUCCAUCCUCUGCAACGAUGUCCAGACAGGCAGGUGGACUUGUCUCAAACCAGAGUACCAGUGUAACGGCCAGCAGGACUGCACCAACGAUGCGGACGAGUCACCGGCCCUCUGUCCUCAACACCAAGCUUGUGGUGGCGUGGUGCAUGACAUCUACGGCACCCUGACCUCGCCACGCUACCCCCGCGACUACCCCAACGGCAAGGACUGUGAGUGGACGAUCCACGCUGGCAACCCCGGAGACAAGGUGCAGCUGCGUUUCUCCAGCUUCAACCUGCAGCACGAGCGCAACACCGACUACGUAUCGGUGUACAACGGCAGGAGCAGCAGCAGCCCACUCAUAGGGACCUACUACGGGGGCAACAAACCUCCGGCCAUCAUUGAGGUGUCAACAAACUGGAUGUUCAUCAAGUUCCACUCAGAUCAGCACUACCCAGAGCAGGGUUUCAAUGCCACGUUCCAACAAAAAGGUCAGUGUAUCCCCGGCGUCCAGGAGGCGUGCAAGAUGGAGGGGGACUGUUACCAGAUCAGUGAGAAGUGUGAUGGAGUGUGGAACUGCCCGGAACACGGAUCUGAUGAACUUGGGUGCAAUCGGUGUGGGACACUCCAGUUCAGCUGUGGGUCGGCCAGCUCAUGCUACUCCCGACAGGACCGAUGCAACGGAGGCAGUCAGUGCCACAACCAUGCUGAUGAGAAAAACUGUACUGCCAAUCAGUGUGGGUCUCACAAGGGCCUGUUCCUAUGCAAGAAUAAACGCUGCAUCUAUGAGACGUGGGAGUGUGACCGCACUGACGAUUGUGAUGACCACUCAGACGAAGAUGGGUGUCCUUCACCUUUCUUCACCCGCCGUGUGAUUGUGGCCGCCGUGACCGGUUCCCUGAUCUGCUCCCUGCUGCUGGUCAUCGCUCUCGGCUGUAUAUGUAAGGUGUAUGCGUUACGGAUGAACGAACAGUACGGCCCACGACACGAGAGUCCCCUCAGCCGGCUACAAGCCGAGUUUCUACGGCGACGUGCCCCACCUCCCCCUUACCACGAGGCCAUGUUGACGUCGAGGCCGUAUGAAGAAGCUCGUCAGGAAUACUUAAGUCAGUCACGUGACCAGCAUAGACGAAGGUCCAGAGAUAGGCGGAGAAAUCAGCAAUUGCCGCCGACACCUGAAGAGCCGUCGUCACAUCAGAUCGUGAAUGAGACAGCAGAUGACCAUCAGCUAGCAGGAGAAAAUGAUGUUCAACUGAUAUCUCUGAACUCUACACAUUUACAAAAUGCUAAUAUGGAUACAUCUUCCACUGUGGAACUCAUUCCUCCUUCCACAUCCAGUGAUUCGGAGGACAGUCAGGCUGGGACAUACAACAACGGGAAUGUCGCCGAUGAUGAUGACAACGACUCCGUUCUGCUUGACAUCACGGACGGAGUUGGCUUAACAGCGUCCUGGCGAUCGCUGUCUCAACGGAGCAGCGAUGAGGAACAGUCGCCAGAACACGCCCCCUCGGAUCCCGGUUGUGAUAGCGGUGACUCGGCCAGUGCAAGCCUUUCUGUGGAUAACAUGACACUAACGCUACACGAGUCUCUUGACAAGGAGAACGGCGUGGAGGUGAGCGAGUCCGACCCUGUGUUGCCGGGGAUGGAUAUCACGGAGAAGGAGCCGGGGGACAACCACCCAACGCGGCCAUCUGUAGAGGAACCCCAGAACUCCGUCUCCACGCCCGUGCCUCGCGAUCAGAACACUGACCCUGAACCACCUCUUAUCAAACACCAGUGAAGUCUACAUUAGACUGAUAGUCACAGAUCACAAAUUACUUAAUAUAUUUCAUUCAUGAUUAUGCUGACUGUUUUGAUAUGAACGCAUACAUUAUGAAAUCCCGAGGGUAUAACCAUCCUUCUGUAUACAUAGACUUCAUGGAUAGCCUGAGUUUGUCCUGUCAUUUAAUCAGAUUUAUCAAGUAUGUAUCUGCUCUUUACUUAAGCCAUUGCCAUGUUGCAUCAGUUUCAGUUGCGUCUGGACCAGCUGUGUUGAGUUUGUAGCGGACACUGUCAUUCAUGUGCCUUCCUCCAGGACCUAUGCAUUCCGUCACAUGUAGUCCGGUCCAGAAACAUAUCACGUGUCACUUUCUCUUGGAGGGUGAUAGCACCUGUAGUUGAGCUGGCGAUGUGACCAGGGUUUGCCACAUCUUGUUCCCCCCCCCCCUACAGAGACUUGGCUGAUGGCCAGUGUGGACUCAGUCUCAGUCCCAUCAGAUCUCAGUGCUCGCUACCACCACACAAUGAUCUGAGGUCAUCCCACCACACCACACGUCAGAAUGACCUUUCUUCGACUUCGAGCGACCAAUGAAAUUACUAACAAGAAGUCGACAUUAGCCCAUUAUGAAUUACCUUUCUCGUGAGCUUUACAACACUAGUUGCAAAAUGUCGACUUUCACUCCAGACUAGAUUUGAAAAAUACCGAUUCAAAAUUUGAAAACGGAACAAAAGAAAAUUCUUGACUGUCCAAUUGAAGGCAGAGAUUGUAUGACAGUAUUUUCCACUGGCUAUGUUAAGUAUCUUCCGUUUACAAUGUUUUUCCAUUGAAGCGGCGGUGAUUUUACAGAAUCAGUCGUACAGCUAGUAACUGUCGUUGGAAUACCCUGUGUUAAACUUUCCAAGGUUGCAUUAUUACAAAAUAUAUUCUGAAUGAAGCUCUGAUUGGUCGGAUGCAAGGUCGUUCCGACAUCACCCAUAAUUGGAUGUCAUCCGAUCUCUGUUUAGCGAUUUUACUGAGUCUGGUGUUGUAGGGUGGUCAGGCUGUGUCAUCUUGACCUGAUGACAUGGAUCGAUGCUCAUGCUUUCACUCACUGGUUUCCUGGUGUUGUGAUGUAGCUGGGAUAUCACCUGUGUCAACAACAGCAGCAGCAUAUCUGAGUCACUCCCCAAGUAGAUAUGUUGGGUUCAACGCCAGUCAUGGAAUUGUUGUUGUUACAGUUCGGCAAGGAGCACUAAGUCUCUCUCUCCUUAUGUUGUUAGUGCUAUGUGUAUUAUUUGUAAUGCUUAACAUUCUGACAUUCUAUGUUCUACAUUCGGAGGGGGAUUAGUGGCCCAGGCAUCUGGGGGCUGCCAUUCGCUGUGCAGACCAGACUCUGGCAUGACUUAUUCCUUAUUGAUGUUCAUUGAUGUUUGUAACAUUGAAAUAUAGCCUGGUUUUACCUAGAAGUUACCAAAGGCACAGGUUCAUGCCAUAGACACCUUCUGUGGACUAACACAAAGCAUGGUGUCUGCAGGAGAUGUGUCUCCAUCCCAGACAUGGUGUCUAGUGUAGAUGUGUCUCCAUCUCAGACAUGGUGUCUGCAGGAGACGUGUCUCCAUCUCAGACAUGGUGUCUGCAGGAGAUGUGUCUCCAUCUCAGACAUGGUGUCUGCAGGAGAUGUGUCUCUAUCUCAGACAUUGUGUCUGCAGGAGACGUGUCUCCAUCUGAGACAGGGUGUCUGCAGGACAUGUGUCUCAAUCUCAGACAUGGUGUCUGCAGGAGACGUGUCUCCAUCUCAGACAUGGUUUCUGCAGGAGACGUGUCUCCAUCUCAGACAUCGUGUCUGCAGGAGAUGUGUCUCCAUCUGAGACAUUGUGUCUGCAGGAGAUGUGUCUCUAUCUCAGACAUGGUGUCUGCAGGAGAUGUUGUCUCCAUCUCAGACAUGGUGUCUGCAGGAGAUGUGUCUCCAUCUCAGACAUGGUGUCUGCAGGAGACGUGUCUCCAUCUCAGACAUGGUGUCUGCAGGAGAUGUGUCUCCAUCUCAGACAUGGUGUCUGCAGGAGAUGUGUCUCCAUCUCAGACAUGGUGUCUGCAGGAGAUGUGUCGCCAUCUCAGUCAUGUGGUCUGCAGGAGAUGUGUCGCCAUCUCAGUCAUGUGGUCUGCAGGAGACGUGUCUCUAUCUCAGUCAUGGUGUCUGCAGGAGAUGUGUCUCCAUCUCAGACAUGGUGUCUGCAGGAGAUGUGUCUCCAUCUCAGACAUGGUGUCUGCAGGAGACGUGGAUGUGUCUCUAUCUCAGUCAUGGUGUCUGCAGGAGAUGUGUCUCCAUCUCAGACAUGGUGUCUGCAGGAGACGUGGAUGUGUCUCUAUCUCAGUCAUGGUGUCUGCAGGAGAUGUGUCUCCAUCUCAGACAUGGUGUCUGCAGGAGAUGUGUCGCCAUCUCAGUCAUGUGGUCUGCAGGAGAUGUGUCGCCAUCUCAGUCAUGUGGUCUGCAGGAGACGUGUCUCUAUCUCAGUCAUGGUGUCUGCAGGAGAUGUGUCUCCAUCUCAGACAUGGUGUCUGCAGGAGAUGUGUCUCCAUCUCAGACAUGGUGUCUGCAGGAGACGUGGAUGUGUCUCUAUCUCAGUCAUGGUGUCUGCAGGAGAUGUGUCUCCAUCUCAGACAUGGUGUCUGCAGGAGACGUGGAUGUGUCUCUAUCUCAGUCAUGGUGUCUGCAGGAGAUGUGUCAUCAUCUCAGACAUGGUGUCUGCAGGAGACGUGGAUGUGUCUCUAUCUCAGUCAUGGUGUCUGCAGGAGAUGUGUCUCCAUCUCAGACAUGGUGUCUGCAGGAGAUGUGUCUCCAUCUCAGACAUGGUGUCUGCAGGAGAUGUGUCGACUUCUCAGACAUGGUGUCUGCAGGAGAUGUGUCUCCAUCUCAGACAUGGUGUCUGCAGGAGAUGUGUCUCCAUCUCAGACAUGGUGUCUGCAGGAGAUGUGUCGACUUCUCAGACAUGGUGUCUGCAGGAGAUGUGUCUCCAUCUCAGACAUGGUGUCUGCAGGAGAUGUGUCUCCAUCUCAGACAUGGUUUCUGCAGGAGACGUGGAUGUGUCUCGACUUCUCAGACAUGGUGUACUGAGAAGUUGACCCACAUAGAAAUAAGGUUCCAUGAUAAAACAUUAGGAUUCAGCAUUUGAGACGUGAUGCCUCCAUGUUGACGCUUUGUUUUGGCAUGAUGGAACAUGCUUGUCUCCGUAAGACAAUAUGGAAUGUUGGAGAUAUGUCAAAGAAACCAACAACGCCAUCAACAGUCGGAAUCGACUUGUAAUAUGCAGGUUUAGAUUUCGUCAUUCAUGUAUCAUUCAUUAACAUUGCUAAAGUUUUUAAUCGAUCAUUGAAACAACCAAACUCAAUAUUGAAGUUUGAUAAAAAGAAAUGCAAUGAUUUUAAUGUUUACCACAAGUUUUAUUUAUAUUAAAAAAUAAAUAUUUCAUAAAAUUACAUUCAUUUUUGUUUCUGACUAUUGAUGUUCAACAAGAUUUAUUCUGUGCGAUAGGACGACCAAUGAUCUGAAGUGAUGUUAUUUAAUUUCAUUGAUUUUCUUGAUAAUACAAAUGUUAGACAAAUUUAGAUGGGGGUAAACUAUCUCAAUCUGCCCUGCUAUAAUAAUUGUUUGUUGGAAGUAACGACAGAUUCCUCUUCACAGAUUAAAGAAACAUUGUGCCAAAAUGUAUAUUACAACCGAGACAAUGAUCUGUCACAGCAAAUCAGGCCUAACUUGGUGUGGUUUCAGAUUCCCCGUCUCUCCGAGUUUCAUGUGCCUAUGUAACUGAUAUUUGGGGAGCACUUGAAGGAUACUUGUCUCAACAUAUUUUCAGCUGGUUUUGAAGAAAUUGUUACCAUUUUACAAAACACAUGGCCUACCUAGAAACCGAAAUGUUUAGAUUUGUGAAAUCGGAACCACAUCCUUGUUGGCCUCAUGUAUGUGUUUUUGUAUAUGUUUUGUAUAUAGUGUUGACUGUGCCCAUUGACUAACGUUAUUUAUGUGGAAGUAUAUUCUGCAUGUUCGGGGUUCAGAUUUCUUACUACUUAACCUUGAACUACUUGUAUCAAACUCUGGUUUGCAAGAUUGUCUUUUUAUAUUUGUGUAUGCCUCAUGUGCUUUUAAUACGUAAUAUUAAUGUUGUUUUGUUGUACAUACCUGUAGUUGUUGCCUUGUCCUGCGUCGUUGUUGGUCACUACGCCAGGAGGGGUACAGGGGACAUUAGGAUGCUGGCAGGGUCAGUUUUAGGUUAUUUCCUAAAAAAACCUCCUCUUAUACAAACAUUUUAAACCAAACAGAUAAAUGUUGAAAAAAUGCUUAGCUUCAAUCAAUUUCUUAACAUUGGUCGACUCUAGAUGUGUCCAUGAACCAGGUGUUGGAUUAGCCACAGUAAAUAUCAUCACAUUGUUGAACAGGAAAACGGAGACCUAUGAGUGAAGGAGGGGACUGACUGAUGUGAAUAAGUCGCAGGGUGGCUCCAAUAUGCCGAUGCAAUGUGAAACGUUCCCUCCCCAACAGACGAGAAAUAUCAAUUCUGCCACACACAAUAUAGUUAAAAAUUAAGGGGGACUUAGGUCCUUGAGGUUUUCUCAAGUGGUGUCUGAAUAGUGCCCAGAGAUUGGAUAUUAUCAUGGAGAGAAGAGGUCGGGUAGCCAAGUGGUUAAAGCGUUCGCUUGUCACGCCAAAGACCCGGGUUCAAUUCCCUACAUGGGGACAAUGUGUGAAGCCCAUUUCUGGUGUCCCCCGCAUUGAUAUUGCUGGAAUAGUACUAAGAGUGGUGUAAAACGAUACUCACUCACUCAGGAGAGAAAAGGUUAUCCCCUAAAGCAUGACAACAUUAGGGGGGUCGACAUAAGACUAGCUGACUCUAUCAUGGUCAGUUAUGAAGAAACUAGACAGCAAGUGUUUUCUAUUAAUUGAAUAAUGUUUAUGAUUAAUGUAAUAUAGGUUUAAAACUGACUGAGCUAACUUGAUGUCAACAUUCAUUUAAGACUGAUUUAAAUUACUUGAUGUCAACAUACGUUGAAGACUGACUUAAAUUACUUGAUGUCAACAUACGUUGAAGACUGACUUAAAUUACUUGAUGUCAACAUACGUUGAAGACUGACUUACGUUACUUGAUGUCAACAUACGUUUAAGACUGACUUAAGUUACUUGAUAUCAACUUACGUUGAAGACUGACUUAAGUUACUUGAUGUCAACAUACGUUGAAGACUGACUUAAGUUACUUGAUGUCAACAUACGUUGAAGACUGACUUGAUGUCAAUGAUGUCAUGGAAGUGCUGUCAGCAACUUGUAUACCACCAUAUGCCAUGUAUGCCGCAUCCUAGCUGUCAUGGAAGUGCUGUCAGCAACUUGUAUACCACCAUAUGCCAUGUAUGCCGCAUCCUAGCUGUCAUGGAAGUGCUGUCAGCAACUUGUAUACCACCAUAUGCCAUGUAUGCCGCAUCCUAGCUGUCAUGGAAGUGCUGUCAGCAACUUGUAUACCACCAUAUGCCAUGUAUGCCGCAUCCUAGCUGUCAUGGAAGUGCUGUCAGCAACUUGUAUACCACCAUAUGCCAUGUAUGCCGCAUCCUAGCUGUCAUGGAAGUGCUGUCAGCAACUUGUAUACCACCAUAUGCCAUGUAUGCCGCAUCCUAGCUGUCAUGGAAGUGCUGUCAG
Messenger RNA from Haliotis rufescens (red abalone), 8519 nucleotides. RefSeq names its product low-density lipoprotein receptor-related protein 12-like. Gene Ontology annotation, cellular component: plasma membrane. The coding region runs from base 233 to 2884 and encodes 883 amino acids. Gene Ontology annotation, molecular function: protein binding. NCBI's taxonomy places the organism in Eukaryota, Metazoa, Mollusca, Gastropoda, Lepetellida, Haliotidae. The transcript has 13 exons. The record is from RefSeq and is a predicted model, not a curated record.